AUGAGUGAGCCGACGGUAAACUUCAACGUACAAACUCGACAGGUUCAGUUUGCUGUUCCUGCCGAAUUGAUCAAGAAGAAUCUCAAGACAAUUCAGAAACUUGUGGAGAAGCUGAAGAAACAGAUCACGGAGGAAGUGAGCAAUAUAAAAAGGAACCCGAACCUCAUUGCAAGUGAGAAGCUAGCCACUAUUCGAAGGCUCAUAAAGAAUCUCGAGUUGUACCAAAAGAAACUCAAACAGGCAAUUGAACUUGAUGAAAACUAUCGAGCUAGGCUAACCACGAGAGCCAAGCAUUUGAACGAACUAAGGACUAUGACAGUCAAUUACUCCACCGCAAAUGGCACAAGCCAAGAGGAAGGCGACGAUAAGCUCCUAGAUUUACACAGCGAGAAGCUCAUCAAUUGGUAUAGGUGUGAAACGAAUCUAUUAAUAAUCGACUACUUAUUGAAGUCCAAUACGAGGAAGGACCUAAAUUUGGGAAGCGAGCUCAUGAGGAGUCUAGCGCCCACAUUCCAGUAUGAUGUUACGAAACUCAUUGAUUACGACGUUUAUGAAAGUUUUAAUAAGUUGUUCUUGUCGAUCAAUAUGGACCACGAUCUAGAGCUCAUAUCCGCAUGGUAUAACGAGAACAAGAACGCUUUGAAGAAGCUCGGUUCUAAUCUCCAGUUUGAGAUUCAUCAUUGCAAAUAUCUAUCCAUGUUUGAGAGUGAGAAACUCUCCGAAGCUAUCGCAUACCACAAGACAUAUCUUGCCCCCUAUGGAAACCCGACGAAUUACCAAGAAGAUAACCUCAUCAACUAUGAGAAGAAUGUUGAACGUCUCACUGCGGCUGGCUCACCGCUAAUGUAUGUGUCAAUGAAAUUUGACGGAUACCAAAUAAAUCGCGGAGAAGCAAGUGUGGACGAGGAGCUGCUAGCAAAGUACAAGAGAUACUAUCAUAAGAGGACAGAAGAACGUUGGAGAGGCCUCUCAAAGUGCUUCACGGAAGACUUCACCAAAAUUUAUGGCAUACCCAGGACUUACCCACUUUUGGUGCUACUAUCCGCUGGCCUUUCCAGUCUCAAAACCAAGUCCUGCUACUGUAAUGAUGAGAAUUCCAUUUUUCAGACAGACCAAAAGGAGAAGUUGGAAAUCACUAACUGGCGAGAUUUAUCACUUCGUGGACCUAAUUACUACUAUAAGUUGUUGAGGAAGAUAAAUCAGUGUCCAGUGUGCUCGCCAGAGCUUUUUCAUUUGAGUCUGAAUCUACCGUAUGCCCAGUUGCUCACAAGCAUCUUGAACAAUCCUUUCAAGCUCCCAAACGGAAAUAUUUAUCCAUUUGAAAAGCUAGUAAAUCCAUCCAAAAAAAUGCUAGCUGCAACAAAAUCCCGUGGACCCGAGUUGUUCAGAGAUAAUCAGCUCAUGGAUCCUCUUACGCAUGAGGUAUUCCUGAUAGAUGACUGCGUUAGAGUUUUCCCAGCAUAA
Candidozyma auris is the source of this 1464-nucleotide messenger RNA. RefSeq names its product glucose-induced degradation complex subunit FYV10. The transcript has a single exon. Gene Ontology annotation, cellular component: nucleus; cytoplasm; GID complex. Gene Ontology annotation, molecular function: ubiquitin protein ligase activity. Lineage: Eukaryota; Fungi; Ascomycota; Pichiomycetes; Serinales; Metschnikowiaceae. The coding region runs from base 1 to 1464 and encodes 487 amino acids. Gene Ontology annotation, biological process: proteasome-mediated ubiquitin-dependent protein catabolic process. The record is from RefSeq and is a predicted model, not a curated record.